Nilaparvata lugens (brown planthopper) is the source of this 2086-nucleotide messenger RNA. It is a transcript of the gene Ald1, whose product is annotated as fructose-bisphosphate aldolase. Gene Ontology annotation, biological process: fructose 1,6-bisphosphate metabolic process; glycolytic process. NCBI's taxonomy places the organism in Eukaryota, Metazoa, Arthropoda, Insecta, Hemiptera, Delphacidae. The coding region runs from base 328 to 1422 and encodes 364 amino acids. Gene Ontology annotation, cellular component: cytosol. The record is from RefSeq and is a predicted model, not a curated record. Gene Ontology annotation, molecular function: fructose-bisphosphate aldolase activity. The transcript is spliced from 7 exons.
CAAUCUUCGAUCAGCUGAUGCGUACAAUAUAGUGUUUUUGAACCUCCAAAGUCAAAAUUAAACCCCUCUCCAUCGCAGCUGUCAUCCUAACCCAUAACCCCACUACAGAAUACACGUCAAAACUAACCAUAUCCCAUAUCUCAACCAUCAAUAUCAUUCAACAACAAGAAUAAACAUUCAGCGUGUUGUUUAUCAACGAGGGGGCAAAGUCUCGUGACAAGGUCCUUUUGAAGGUGACCUUAUGUCGUUUACUUUCCCCUUGUGAAGAUCUCUACCAGUUCUAGUUCUACUCCGGCAGUCCGCCUACAAACUCAUAACAGCAUCAAAAUGACGACCUACUUCAACUACCCCGAUGAGAAGCUGCAACAGGAGUUGCGCAGAAUUGCCAACCAGAUUGUGGCCCCUGGAAAGGGUAUUCUGGCCGCUGAUGAGUCAGUCCCCACCAUGGGCAAGCGUCUUGCCGAUGUUGGCUUGGAAAACCUUGAAGAACACCGCAGGAGGUACAGGGAGCUCUUGUUCUCCACUGACAAGUCGAUCAGCCAAUACAUAUCCGGAGUGAUCCUAUUCCACGAGACCCUUUACCAGAAGGCAUCAAGUGGCAAGUCUUUCGCAGAUCUGCUCAAAGAGAAGGGAAUCCUGAUCGGAAUCAAGGUGGAUAUGGGCACAGUUCCUCUGUUCGGUUCUUUGAACGAGGUGACCACUCAGGGUUUGGAUAAUCUGGAUGCUCGCUGCGCCCAGUACAAGAAGGACGGCUGUGACUUCGCCAAGUGGCGUUGUGUCAUCAAGAUCGGAACUCACACUCCAUCCUACCAGGCCAUCUUGGAGAAUGCCAACGUUCUGGCACGCUAUGCUGCCAUCUGCCAGUCUCAUGGCAUUGUUCCCAUUGUUGAACCAGAGGUUCUACCUGACGGUGACCACAACCUGGACCGUGCCCAGAAGGUGACCGAAGCGGUGGUGGCCGCGGUGUACAAGGCACUGAGUGACCACCACGUUUACCUGGAGGGCACCCUGCUUAAGCCCAACAUGGUGACCCCAGGUAUGUCGUGUCCUCAACGCAACACACCUCAAGAGAUCGCUCUGGCCACAGUGACCGCUCUCUCUCGCACCGUGCCCGCCGCUGUUGCCGGUAUCACCUUCCUCUCAGGUGGUCAGUCCGAAGAGGAGGCGUCAGUUCAUCUGGACGCCAUCAACAAGUGUCCAGGUCGCAAACCUUGGCCACUCACCUUCAGCUACGGCAGAGCUCUGCAGGCCUCUGUACUCCGCGCUUGGGCUGGAAACGAGGCCAACGUUGCCAAGGGCCAGGAUGAGCUCAUCAAGAGGGCUAAGGCCAACUCUGAAGCAGCUCUGGGCAAAUACACGGCAGGAUCAGUUUCUGGAGCGGCAGGAGACGCCGGUCUCUUCAUUAAGAACCACACCUACUAGAAAUAGUCUCAAUUUGUCUUGUACUGAAAUUUAUGACAAUAUUUAUUCCUCUAACAAUUGUGGGGUACGUUAGCACCAAAUGAUUUCAAAACAAUGAUCUUCCUAUAAACUAGUGUUUAUCUUCACAAAAAUCAGAUCAUAUGAUGCUGAAACUUGCAAGUUUAAAUUAAAUAGUGGGAAAUAUUCAGAGUGCAGUAAACUAUUGGUACAAAGUAACUUGUAUUGCCUUAUUACUCAUGUUAAGCUCUUUCUCACUUUGAUAUUUAUUAAGAUAAUAAAACUUGAAGAUCGUUGUAAAUUAUUACUAUUUUGUUAUACUAUUUGUUGAUAACUUUCCAAACCUUUAUAUGUUUCAAACACAAUUCUCCACAUCUAAUAGAUAACCCAAAUUUGUAUAACUUGUUGAUUUAUUAUAUAUUUUUAUAUGGGUGUUCUUUGGAUAGAAUCUUUAUCAUCUUUACCACCUUCAACCUCCAGCCCAGUUCCUCUUCAUUUUUUAUUCUAUUUUCUUCCAUUUCCUGCGUUCUCAUCACAAAACCCUCCUAUAUGUUGUUUUGUCUGAUCGCUGCCGUUGGUUUGAUUACGAAUGCUGUUUCAAUUUUUGGUAUAUAUAAAUAUAUUUAUGUAAACAGAUUUUCUUACAAUAAAGAAGUAUUUUAUCAAU